AUGAACAGGUUAUUUAAGGGCAAAGGAAGAACAAUAGCAGAUUCAGAGAAUAAGCCAAAAGCUCCACAGCCAGCAGCACCUCAGCCAGCUUCAGGACCAAUGCAAUUACCACCAGAAAUUACAGGAGAAAGGCCAGCACCACCACCAGAGGAAAUGCCAGGUCCAGGAAAGAGAUUCAUGCGUGUAACCAAAACACCAGAAGGCCAAGGCAUUAAACCUUGCGAGGAAAAAGAUGAUUUCUUCAAAGUCAAAUCUUCUGAUUUGAAUCUUAAGAAUUAUGGUCAGCCAAAGACAUUUGCAGACGUUCGCAAAACUACAUAUUCUCCAAAAAUUGCGAAAAUUAAAUUUGACAUUCGUUCAAAUAAGGUCAUAUUCGCAGUCGAGGCUCAAUUUGCUAUUAACGAAACAAUUGAUGCCGUUUAUGACUUCUUACUUCAAGAAGUUUUUGAAAAGGUUGAAAAAAUCGAAAUUUUCACAUCAUUCCCUCGUGCAUUGCUUCCAAGAGACGGAAAACAUUUAGCAGGACUCAAGAUACAAGGAAAUGUUUUGUUAAAUGUUGCUGUAACAGGUGGUUUUACCCUCAAGAUUUAA
Trichomonas vaginalis G3 is the source of this 591-nucleotide messenger RNA. RefSeq names its product ubiquitin-like family. The record is from RefSeq and is a predicted model, not a curated record. The transcript has a single exon. Lineage: Eukaryota; Parabasalia; Trichomonadida; Trichomonadidae. The coding region runs from base 1 to 591 and encodes 196 amino acids.